Messenger RNA from Agrilus planipennis (emerald ash borer), 1421 nucleotides. RefSeq lists its product as uncharacterized. NCBI's taxonomy places the organism in Eukaryota, Metazoa, Arthropoda, Insecta, Coleoptera, Buprestidae. Bases 143 to 1336 code for a protein of 397 amino acids. The transcript is spliced from 7 exons. The record is from RefSeq and is a predicted model, not a curated record. Gene Ontology annotation, molecular function: protein binding.
UCAAAUUCAAAGUACAAAUAAUUACAAAAUUAAACUCAUAAUGUAAAAAAUUCUCUAAAAAUUUUCCAACAAAUUCUAUAAAAUGACUAUACAGCAACUAAUUAAACUAUUGAAAAUAUGUAAACACUGAAAAUAUCAGAUAAUGGAUGAGUGGGACUUAGAGCCAAAAAGGAAACUUCAAGCAGGACCCACAGCUUCUAGACUCCCAGCUCAAACACAAAAUUUUUCCGUGACAAGUACGUUUGUUAGAAAUAAAGACCCUAAUGAUAUACAGGGUCAGUUACGAAACCUACAAGCUACAGAAGACUUGGAACUUACUGGUCAAAUCAAAGUGCUUUCUUCUAUAACAACCACAAAGGAGGCUUAUUGUGUGAAAUAUACUGAAGAGUAUGACUACUUGUGUGCCGGUUUUACCGAUGGCAAAAUACGUGUAUUUUCAACAGCAAAUUCCAAAUGCACUGCAACGCUUACUGAUGAAGAAACUAACGAAAAUUCAGCACCAGUCACUUGCAUGAAGCAUAGGCCUGUCAAUAAAAAUUACCCUAUUAUUAACUGCAUUACUGCCACAUAUGCAAAUGGACUAGUGAAAUGUUGGAAUUAUAGUUUCAAUCAAUGUACGUACACAAUACGAGAAAAAAGGCAAACUUACAAUAUAACAUACCAUCCACGACUGCCAAAAUUUAUUACUUGUGGGGAUAAUGGAAAAAUGUACUACUAUGAUGAAGAAUCAAAGGUGCAAGAAAGAAUAUUAAGUGGAAGCGACAACAAUUCCGUUUUGGAUGGGCACUCUUCAAGAGUAUUCGCUGCUUGUUUUAAUCCCCAAUCAAAUUAUGAAUUAAUCACUGGAGGUUGGGAUGAUGUUGUACUUUUUUGGGACCUUCGUCAACCAUUCGCUUUGCGUCAUUUAUCAGGUCUACAUAUGGGGGGUGAAGGGCUAGAUAUUGAUUCUGCUGGAAAAACUAUAUUAACUUGUGCUUGGCAAGCUGAAAAUGCACUUCAACUUUGGGAUUAUGGCUCAGGAAACCUCAUUACAACUUUGGAACCGGACAUUUUUAAUACAAAGUUGUAUUGUGGAAGAUUUAUAGGGAAAGACUAUUUGAUCUGCGGUGGAUGUCAAAGUAAUUUAUUAAGACUUGUGGAUAAGACAACUUCCUUUUCUGCUGCAAACGUCAAGAAUUUACCAAAAGGAGUCUACUCCAUUGACAUAGGUCAACCCAAACUGAGUAAGGAUAAGGCUAAGGAAUACAUGACCAAGGCAAACGAGAUUGCUACACUGCCUCGUAUAGCAUUCUCAGCGGGAACAAAAAUAUUUCAAAUAGACUUCUCUGCUAAAUAAAUUAUAGCAUUUAUUUCAUCCAUGUCUAUGCAUAAAAGUUUUUAAGCAGUACAGUUUUCUCUUCAAUAUUAUAUUACAAACUAAA